Rhodamnia argentea is the source of this 808-nucleotide messenger RNA. RefSeq names its product probable calcium-binding protein CML36. The record is from RefSeq and is a predicted model, not a curated record. Lineage: Eukaryota; Viridiplantae; Streptophyta; Magnoliopsida; Myrtales; Myrtaceae. The coding region runs from base 87 to 785 and encodes 232 amino acids. Gene Ontology annotation, molecular function: calcium ion binding. The transcript has a single exon.
CCCUCCUUCCCUCAAAGCCCAUUUCCCACCUUUCUCUCUCUAGACAUUCCGAGUUUCUCUACCCCCGUUCCCCCCCGCCACGACCAAUGAAGCUCGUCAAGAUCAACCGGCUCAGCCCGAAGCGCCUCUUCGGGUCCAAGAAGGACCGGUCCGGCGUGGCCAGGUCGGACGACCCGUCCUCGUUCGGGUACGGCACGACGUCGUCGUCGUCCUCUUGCUCCUCCGCCGCGUCGUCCGUGCACAAGCCCGGCGCCGGCGGCGAAUCCCGGACGCCCACCAGCGUGCUCCCCCCGCAGCUCUCCGGCGAGUGGUCCGACGCGGCGUCGUCGUCCGCCGACUUGAACUGCGAGCUCGCCCGGGCCUUCACGUACAUCGACGGCGACAACGACGGGGUCCUCUCGAGGGACGAGCUCGAGGCCCUGCUGACCCGGCUCGGGGCCGAGCCGCUGAACGCCGACGAGAGGGCGCUGAUGCUGAGGGAGGUCGGGUGCGCCGACGACGGCGGCGGCGGUGCCGGCGUGAGGAUAGAGGACCUGCUCAGCCGGGUGGGCUCCGCGGGCGGAGAUCCGGACUGCGACGUCGAGAUGCGGCGGACGUUCGAGUUCUUCGACAGGGACGGCGACGGGAGGAUCACGGCGGAGGAGCUGCUGGGGGCGUUUGGGGCGAUGGGGGACGGGGGGUGCACGUUAGAGGAGUGCCGGCGCAUGAUAGCGCAGGUUGAUAGGAACGGGGACGGGUUCGUGUGCUUCGAGGACUUCAGCCGUAUGAUGGAGCUGCAGAUCUGAUCAUGUAGUCAUUCACACAAAAA